AUGGUGGUCCAGCUGGUUUCUUUGGGAAGAGGCCUUCGUCAGGGCGACCCUCUGUCCCCCAUGCUUUCUAUUAUUGCUGAAGAAAUGUUGUGCAGGGGUCUGAGUGAUCUUCGUAACAAAGGUUUUCUGAAAGGAAUUAUUGGACCUGGAAAGGUAGUUACCCCGUUGCACUUCUUGUAUGUAGAUGCCGUUCUCAUUUUUAUGAAUGUAGAGUUGAAGGGUAUUAAAAACUUGAAGAGAUUUUUAGACUUUUACCAGUACUACUCUGGCCAACAAAUCAACCCAGAGAAAAACAAGAUUUUUCUUGGGUUGAUACCUUUGGCAAGAAAGCAAAGAAGCAAGGAAGUUCUAAACAUCCCAGAAUGUCAUUUCCUAACUCGAUAUCUUGGGGUUGAUCUAUUUGAGGUUCAGGUUAAAAAAGAUUUGAUCCUCCCUUUGAUGGACAAAUUCAUGGCUCAUCUGACUAAAUGGAAAGCAAAAUUAUUAACUUUGGCAGAAAGAGUGGAGCUGGUGAAAACAGUGAUGAGCAGCAUUCUGGGUCAUAACUUUUUGGUUUAUCUAUGGCCAGCGUCACCAAUUGCCAAGAUGGAAAGAUGGAUUAGAAACUUCAUUUGGAGUGGCGAGGCUAACAAGUCCAAAGCAGUAGUGGUGAACUGGGAGAAGGUUUGUAAGCCUAAAAGGGAGGGUGGUCUUGGCAUUUGUAGGCUUAAGGAAGUUAAUUUAGCUUUGUUGGCUAAGUUAUGUUGGUAUAUCAAGACCAAAAAGUUUACUUUGGCGGCUUUCUUACGAGGUAGAUUUGCGGCGUCCGAUGGCUCCUUAAAGCAUUAUGUUGCAUCAACUUCUAUUUUUCCUGGUAUAAGAAAAGUUUGGGAAUUUGUCUUAGAUAAUUCUAGAUGGGCUGUUGGUGAUGCCUCAUUAGAUUUUGGUAUGAUAUUUGCUUGGGGAAUAGAAAGUUGGAAAAUGGGUGCUUCUUGCUGUGGAGUCCACCAAUUUGCAAAGCAUUUGCCAGUGCAUUCUUACUUUUCAGCUCCCCUUGAUUAA
This is a messenger RNA of Macadamia integrifolia, 1041 nucleotides long. RefSeq lists its product as uncharacterized. The record is from RefSeq and is a predicted model, not a curated record. Lineage: Eukaryota; Viridiplantae; Streptophyta; Magnoliopsida; Proteales; Proteaceae. Bases 1 to 1041 code for a protein of 346 amino acids. The transcript has a single exon.